Molecule: messenger RNA, 1875 nt
Organism: Metschnikowia bicuspidata var. bicuspidata NRRL YB-4993
Lineage: Eukaryota; Fungi; Ascomycota; Pichiomycetes; Serinales; Metschnikowiaceae
Gene: PTK2
Product: protein kinase
Exons: 2
Coding region: 1-1875 (624 amino acids)
Biological process (GO): intracellular signal transduction; protein phosphorylation
Cellular component (GO): nucleus
Molecular function (GO): ATP binding; protein serine/threonine kinase activity
Source: RefSeq, a predicted model, not a curated record
AUGAACCAUUUUGAUAGACCCUUGGCAAGCCCUGCUCCAAACAGAAAGAACUCGAAUCACGAGAAAAUCGUGUACAAUCCCUUUGGCUUGAACAAGCUGAAUUCCACUGUACAACACCUGGCUCUGUUUUACUUGAAGGGAGGCCCCGACCAAGGUUGCCGUACUGUGGCGAACCCAGUGGCGAACCCAAAUGACUAUUUACCAGAGGAGCUUCAAGAGGAUCACAUCAACUUCUUGCAAGAUUUUCAGUUCGAGAAUAUCGACCGCACUAUUGGCGAAGGUGGGUCCAGUGACGUGCGAAAAGUCACGCUCUCAUCAAACAAGAAGAAACACUACGCAUUAAAACGGUUGAGUCUCUUCAACAAGGAGCUGGACGAGGAAUUUUACAGACGCGCGGCGAAAGAAUACAUUAUCAGCCACAAACUCUCUAAGCUGCGCCAUUGCGUUUCCACCAUUGCUUUGCUUCGCAUACAAUCACAAGCGACCAUCACCAGGGGUUGGGGUAUGAUAAUGGAGUUUUGCGAGGGUGGCGAUUUGUUCAACACCAUCAUCAAACCAGGAUGGAAAAGAACCCCACUCAAUGAGCGCUAUUGCAUUUUCAAACAAAUCGCACACGGUUUAAAGUUUCUCCACGACAAUGACAUUGUGCAUCGCGAUUUGAAGCCAGAAAACAUUCUUUUGGAUCGCCAUGGCGUUGCAAAGCUUUGCGACUUUGGUGUCAGUGACUUUGGGCAUGAAGAACCUGGGGAUUUUGAGAGCCCGGUGAAGCUUUCCACAGCGUAUGUGGGUUCCCCGCCAUAUUCUCCACCUGAAGUUAUGCAUUUGAAAGAUUGUUCACCAAGUGAAGUCAAAAAAAACGCCUAUGAUCCGUUUAAGAUGGACCACUGGGGAUUGGGUAUGCUUCUCUUCUGUAUUGUGUACUCGGGUGUUCCUUUCCAGCAAUCUAGCACAAGUGAUGUGCAGUUUAGAGACUACAAAUUUAGCAGAGACAGAUACUGUUCGGACAACCCAGGCUUCAAGAACAACACCGACCUCUCCAAGGGACCAGGUUCUGAAUUUAAGUGGGCAGCGCAGUUUCAGUCAUCGGGAGCCGCCAGAGUUGCAUGGAAGCUCUGUGAUCCAUCAACGAUUGCUCGCUAUGACUUGGACUUGUUGUUCCAAGAUCCUUGGUUUCAUGGUCUUGAAAUGUGCCUUUAUGAACAUCCAGACCAGCAAGUUGACCCAUUUGUUCUUCCGUCGGCUUCCAAUUCGCAUCAAAACUCCAGAGCACCCUCUAGGAAAAACACGAUUAUGUCCCACCAGGAGGACAGUGACCAUAGUACGCCUCACACACCUGUGAGAAGUAUGCUUGACUUGGUGGGUGUCCCUGAGAAGGAUCAUGGCAUGUCUUCUGACCAAGAUGCCGUGUCUGUUCACUCAAACUCUUCUUUGAGCGCCAUACCUUUGAACAUUGCGCACGACGAUAAGAUCCCUCGCAAGAAUAGCGGAAUGUCGUUGUACCUGUCGUCAUCAAAUGGGUCUUUUACCAAACCAAACUUGUCUUUGGAGCCCCUCAAAGAAGUUCUCACGCAUAGUGAGACAGGUGUUGAUCAGAAUACGCAAAAGUCAGAAACAUUCGGGGACUCGAGUGAAACGGACGUCAAUGAGGACAUGCGCCAAUUGAAUGGGGAAAAUCCGGAGGAUGCUAGCGCAGCAGAUGCCCACGAACCUAUAAAGGGCCACGCGCUUGUGUUGCCAGACGAAGAGCCUCUUCGAGAGAGUAAGGAUUUACAGCUAGACGCUAAUGGCGUUUGUGAACUCGGCUACAAGAUAAAGAGGCAUCAUCAUUUAGGUGUGAGCAACGCUGUUAUAGGUGGUGGUCUUCAAAGGCGAUAA